This is a messenger RNA of Phyllopteryx taeniolatus (common seadragon), 8403 nucleotides long. It is a transcript of the gene ano2b, whose product is annotated as anoctamin 2b. Lineage: Eukaryota; Metazoa; Chordata; Actinopteri; Syngnathiformes; Syngnathidae. Gene Ontology annotation, biological process: chloride transmembrane transport. The coding region runs from base 2835 to 6140 and encodes 1101 amino acids. Gene Ontology annotation, molecular function: chloride channel activity; protein dimerization activity. Gene Ontology annotation, cellular component: plasma membrane. The transcript has 27 exons. The record is from RefSeq and is a predicted model, not a curated record.
AUUUUCAACAAUUGUGGGUGGGUCUGGAACAUAUCGCCCGCGAUAAACAGUUUCACCAUCGUGCACUUUGACUUUAGAUUGUUUCGUUUUAAAAGUUGACAUUUCCACCACAAGGGGACGCACUGUGACAUAAAACAGGCCUGUUGAGCAUCCUGUUUUGGAUCCCCUCAUCCUCUCUCCCUGCCUGUCAUCAUUCCUCCCAUCGCUUUCCGUCGUAAUUAUUGACAUUAUUGUCUCAGCAGAUGAGUGGGUGCAGGUGGACAAGACUGACACCCUUUCUUCUAGUUUUUGUUUCAUUGCGGCAUUGAACUGCAAAUGGAUUUGUCAGAAGAGAAAAUAAAAGCCCCCUCGUUCCUCAGCUCUUUAUGGCUCCUUAAAGCCUUUUAGCAUGCCUUCGUGAAUCAUGUGGAGGCUGAAGUGAUUCACUGAACACACAGAAAUGUGAAUGGAAAUGUGGAAAAGAAAAGCUUUGUUGUUCUUCGGUAUUUGUGCUCGGAGAAACGUGUCUCCUUUUAUGCGCUCUUAAGCCUCGCGGCAGCAGCACUGAUCGGAGGCGAAAAUCAAAUAUCUUCAUAUGCAACGACACAUGCAAUAUAGUAUCAAGAAUUGCCUGUUGUAGAAUUUCACUGCUUCAUGUUGAAUGUUAAUUUGAACCUUACUGUGUUUUGCGCCAUGAGUGAGUCAAAAUAUCCCAAACCCAUUUCAGUAUAAUGCAGAGCAGUGUUACUACUUCAAUAAAUGCAAAUUGUCAAAGUCUACUCCAACCUGCUUUACUGUUAAAAUUCAGAAUCAUUUUGGGUGAGUUCUCCAAAAUAUUGCAUUGAAAUAUGGUGAAAUGGUCUAGUUUGUGUGCGAGCGCACGCGCGUGUUCAUAACCUUGUCAUCUGAGAAAUUUUCCGGGAACUUUCUAGGAACUCGUGAACCAGAUCAAACACAUGGAGCGAAUUUGCUGGUUUCUUGUGUGUGUGUGUUUCCAAUGCCUUUGUACAAGAUGCUUGAUUUGAGUUUUAUAAAACUUCACUAAUACCGAAUUCAUGUAAAAGAGACAACACAAACACUGUACUGUAUUUACAGUAUGUGCACGUGUAAUCUGUUGCCAUUAGUAUGCAUACAUGUAAAUUAACAUACAGUACAGCAAUUCGUAUGAUAAUGACCCGUGGGUGUGUGAUGCACUUCCGUCUGUUUAUGUCCAAUGAGAUGAAUGCUUCUCUUUGAAUUCACGUUAGUGUGAAAUUUUCAUAGCAGUUGUUGGAUCAUCUAUGUGUAGUUGUCAUACCAUGUCCAGUAGUCAUUGUGAUGGAUUAUAGUGGUAUUGCACUCAUUUGUGAUGAUUUAGUUUGACACGAAUCUGGAGCUAACUUUGUGAUUUACUGCCAUCUAGUGCUAUCGUUGUCAACGACAACAACUUGGAUAUCCUCCAUUUGCAUUUCCGAAAGGCUGCCAUAAGAUCUUAAAUUAUUGACCUCAUUUCUCAGUAGAUCCCCUUUUAAAUGUGACACGACUUAGAAUCCUACUUUCGCAAUCAGCUUCCCACAUGAGCGAUUUGUCUUCUCUCAUUCUCUCGAAGUGAGAAAUGUUAUUAUUCCAGAUUAUUUUGACAGAAGCGGGGGGGCUUUCCUGCUGUACGUAGCCUUGGUAACUGUCAGUCAAAUCUAAUUAAAACACACCCACACACUCUCAUCUAGUAGAGUUUACCAAAAGAUGUUCAUUUUUUUUUUUUACAUUUUUGCAACCAUGACUUGAUAGUGCUAUAAAUAAAACACUUGUGAUCUUGGGCCGACGUAUCUUGGGCAUACAUUUAUAUUUAAUGUCUUGGACAAUAUUUGGAGAAAAAUGUCCAAGCUUGACCUUUUGAGAGGUGCCCUCAAUUACAACAUAUGUUUAACACUUAAAAUUUAAUGGCCUGAACAUAUCUGCAGCUGUAAUUAGAUACUGCACAUAGAGGGCUGUGUGUGUGUGUGUGUGUGUGUGUGUGUGUGUGUGUGUGUUGGUCACGGUGCCACAUCAGAUACCCUUACUGACAGAAUGUCAAAGCGCAUGCAGGGGUACCCGUGUGUACGUUAGAUGGUCAAAUAAUUAGGAUGAGAUGAAGUGGGAAGUAUUGAUCAAUAUAACAAGGUGCCUUGAGUCACAAUUUUAUAAAUGGAUAUAACUGCAAUUGGUGUCCCCCAAGGUUCACUUCUUUAUCCUCUACUUAUUUCUAUAUAUGCCUUUGGGUAAAAUUCUGUUUUAUUUUGUAGUUUUAUCUUUUCUCGUAUUGACUAAAAAUCUUUUACUAAUCAGUCUGCCAAACAGUUUAUACUGUAAUCUUGCUGCAUGACGGUUUACAGUAAAAAAUGCAAAUGCAAAUCAAGGGUGCUUGAAGGAUUCAGUUAAAGUUUGCAUUUGACCCUGUUUAGUAGGAGUCAAUUUCUUCGAUAUUUUGAGGCUGACCUUGUUGAUAGCUGUUGACUUGUUUUAUGUAUUACAUGGACAGUCUUCCUGUUUUGAAUUUACACAGGAACACCAUCUCUUCAAUCCUAAUCCCUAUUUAAGAAGCCCACUCAGUGGUUUUGCACAUCAACAGAAGGCCAUGUAAUGAAUGCAUAUUAGAGGGCCCAAUAAUCUUUGCUUGUUUUUGUAUGGUUGUAAUUCCAAGCAUCCAAUCAGCCUGGCGGUUGUUCCGCAUCCCGUCCGUCCCUCCGUCCAACCACCAGGCCAGUUGGAGUCUAAUCCCAGCAGAGCUAAUCUUCCACUGAGCAGAGGAUUGCACUACUGAAUUGCUGGGUUUCCUCGCACCUGCUGGCCACAACAUGCCCGACUGACUGUGUAGUGGAGCUUGGUGUCAACAGAAGAUGGCUUUCCGCCGAUCACCCUCCUCCACAUGGACUGAGUCACGGGGGAAAGGAUUCAACCCGGUGGCCACGGCGCUCAGCGAGUCCUCGUCCAUCCACAGCGACGUCCUGUACCACCUGACCAGGGACGUGUCCCGGGUAGGCCUGGAGCCCCUGUCCUACAGCAUCCCAGAAGCAGAACCUGACAAAGAGGAUGAUUGGAAUGAGGAGGCUCAAAGUCUACUCAAGGGUCACAGCAUGCAAACUGAUGACAAGAUCCCAGUUGUCAGUCCUUCAUUAAGAGCCCAAGACAACAACGAAGGCCUCCACUUCUCUGACGGCCGGCGGAAAGUCGAUUAUGUCCUGGUCUUCCAUCAGCGAAGACACACCUCCGUUCGGUCCCCCGCCAGCACGUCGGUCUCCCACGACCGACUCUCCAUCGUUUCCAACGGCAACUUCCCCCCGUCGCGGGGCUCGGACGGCAAAGAGGGAGGAGGCGGAGGGAGCGGCCAGGUACCGGGAGGGGAGGCCGUGAGCAUCGGCGAGGUGUUCAUGGAGCUCGACAGUGGAGGCGGGAACGAAGCGGCGGAGCCUGCCGACCACGAGAUGCAUCUGAUCCGACAAGAGUUUGAGGCCAACCUGCUGGAGGCCGGCCUGGAGAUCGAAAGAGACGGAGAGGUGAAGGUCCAUGGUCUGAGCUUCACCCGCCUCCAUGCACCCUGGCCGGUGCUUUGCCGGGAGGCGGAGUUUCUCAAAAUUAAAGUCCCUACCAAGACGCAGCGUUAUGAAAUUAAAGAGGAAAGUGCAUUCAGCAGCAGCAUGAGCAGCGUGUGGAGGAAGCUGAAGCAGCCUUUCCAGCCCAAAGUGCACCCCCAGGACCACGGACCCAGCAAGUUCCUCACACACUGCUUCUCUCGGGACAAGCUCCACCUGUACAACAUCACAUCGAAAGAUACGUUUUUUGACAACGCCACAAGAGGCCGCAUCGUGUACGAGAUCUUGAGGAGGACUGUUUGUGCACGGACCUGUCAAACCAUUGGUAUCACUACAUUGAUCGCAAAAGGGGUCUACGACGCUGCCUUCCCUCUUCACGAUGGGGAUUACAAUGCCACUGGACACCCUGAGGAGAGGAAUGACCGACAGGUUCUACACGAAGAGUGGGCCAGAUACUCGGCCUUCUAUAAGUACCAGCCCAUUGAUUUGGUCAGGAAGUACUUCGGAGAGAAGAUCGGCCUGUAUUUUGCAUGGCUCGGCGUUUACACGCAGCUGCUCGUGCCCGCCUCCAUAGUGGGAAUUAUUGUGUUUGGUUACGGGGUAGCGACAGUGGACACGAACAUACCCAGCCUGGAAAUGUGUGACGAGCGUCUCAAUUUCACCAUGUGUCCUCUAUGUGACGGAGCCUGCGACUUCUGGCAGCUGAGCACUGCCUGCGGCACGGCCAGAGCCUCGCACCUGUUCGACAACCCCGCCACCGUCUUCUUCGCCAUCUUCAUGUCUCUGUGGGCGGUGUUGUUCCUGGAGCACUGGAAGCGUCGCCAGAUCAGUUUAAGCUUCAGUUGGGAUUUGACUGGCAUUGAGGACGACGAGGAACACCCGAGACCAAAAUACGAAACCAUCCUUCUCCAGAAGAGACAGCGGAAGCAGAAAAACAAGAAGAAGAAGAAGAAAAAGAAGAAUCUGCCAGUAAAGCAGAAGGAUGGGACAGUGACAGAGAAGGACAGAUGGAGGAGAAAACUACUUUUUGCCAUGGCUGCAGGAACACCGGUUGCUAUUGAGAAGUUAACCUGGAAAGACCGCCUUCAUGGAUAUUGCAUCAAUGUUUCCUCCAUUCUUUUUAUGUUCGGUCUGACCUUUUCGGCCGUUUUCGGCGUCAUCAUCUACCGCAUCACGGUGUCCGCGCUGAUGGCCAUGAGCCCAGACCCAGAGACAAAGUCCAACGUGCGCGUUACAGUGACGGCCACGGCGGUCAUCAUCAACUUGGUGGUUAUUCUCAUCCUGGAUGAGAUCUACGGCGCUGUGGCGGUGUGGCUGACCGAGCUAGAGAUUCCUAAAACAGAGACCAAAUUCGAGGAGCGUCUUAUCCUCAAGGCGUUUUUGCUCAAGUUCAUGAACGCAUAUGCGCCCAUCUUUUACGUGGCUUUCUUCAAGGGACGGUUUGCAGGUCGACCGGGAAGUUAUGUGUACGUCUUUAAUGAUUAUCGAAUGGAAGAGUGUGCACCAGGAGGCUGCCUUAUUGAGUUGUGCAUCCAGCUUAGCAUCAUCAUGCUCGGCAAGCAGCUCAUCCAGAACAACAUCUUUGAGAUCGGCAUCCCGAAGUUGAAGAAGCUGGUGCGUACGUUGAAGGAUAAAGGAAGUGCCGAGAAGGAGGAGGAAGAGGAGCGACCUCCACAGCAGUGGAACCUGGAUUAUGCCCUCGCUCCCUUCGAAGGCCUCACGCCCGAAUACAUGGAAAUGAUUAUCCAGUUUGGCUUUGUCUCGCUGUUCGUGGCCUCCUUCCCUCUCGCUCCCCUUUUCGCCCUGCUGAACAACGUGAUCGAGAUCCGUCUGGAUGCCAAGAAGUUUGUUACGGAGCUCCGCCGGCCGGUCGCUGCCCGCGCCAAAGACAUCGGUAUAUGGUACAACAUACUGAGUGGCAUGGGCAAAUUCUCAGUCAUAAUAAAUGCCUUUGUGAUAUCCUUCACGUCGGACUUCAUCCCUCGCCUCGUCUACCAGUACAUGUACAGUCAGUCGGGGACCAUGCACGGCUUCAUCGACCACACGCUCUCCUACUUCAACGUGUCCAACUUUAAACCGGGCACAGCGCCGCAGAAUUCCGAUCACGGAGAUGUCACCGUUUGCAGGUAUAAAGACUACCGGGAACCACCCUGGUCUCCAGAUGCGUACCACUUCUCCAAACACUACUGGUGCGUCCUAGCAGCGAGACUGGCCUUCGUCAUACUCUUUCAGAACCUGGUGAUGUUCCUCAGCCUCGUGGUAGCCUGGGUGAUACCGGACAUUCCCAAAACCAUCGUGGAGCAGCUGAAGCGGGAAAAGAAGCUGCUGGUGGACCUUUUCCUACGGGAGGAGAAGGACAAAUUUCAGCUCAUCCAGAGCCUCUUCGGCAAGGACACCCCCGUCGCCCCGGGCGGCCACGUCCUCCCCCCGGGUCAGGGCUUCCCCCUCCCGGGCCGCUACAGCACCCUGCCCCAGUAUCCGACCCGAGCGCCGACCGGAGAUGGCGGAGGAGGAGGGCCCAGGGCGAGGUGCAGGGCGGCCAGUUUCAGCCUGUACACGAGAAAAGUUCCGCCAUCACCCAGAAAUGAAAAUUCCCGACACACAGCUGUGUGACACGACGCAUCCCUGCGGGUGCGUGGGGCUCGCGAACGGAACAUCGCUUCCUCGAACUGCCAUUUUUAUUGUCCCAGCGUGAAAGAGGUGUGCCGUAAUAGAUUCACUCACGGGUUCACUUCAAAUGUGUCUUUGUUGUUCCUGCUUUUUACUUGGAGCUGAUUGCUUCAUUGCGUAGACAAGCAAUAAUACGGUGUUAGGCUGAAAAAUCUUCUAAAAGAGUUUGUAGAUUUAAACAAAUAAAAUAAAAAAAUCACCUGGAUAGACUUUCCUGACUGAACACUUCAAAUCUAUUAAUUUAUGGACCUUUAGUGGUAUGUUUAAAUGUACUCCAUUUGGACCCUUGGGCCCUUUACAGCCCAAAAGUGUAGAUUGCACCUUCAGGAAUACAAAUGGACUCUUUUUGGAAUGUAAUCCUCUUUUUGGGGGUUGUGGCAGUGAUCGAUAAAUGAAUGGAUGGACAUUGUGUGUCAGACUGUUGCAACUUUUGGAAUAUUUCUGCUUCAUGUGCUUCAUUAUGCUCUUUGUAUAUAUUUGUUUUGAAACUGAACUCGUAGCAACAACACAACACCAGAUUCUAAAGACUUACAAGUGUUGUUAGUGAAAGCACUUACGAGCUUCCUGAAAGUGCAAAUUGUUUCCAUGGCAUUCUCUGUUUACAUUGACCAUCUCAAGUGAUGUAUUUUUUUUCCUCGAUUAUUCUGUUAUUCCUUUGCCACUCGUUGUUUCUCCAGUACACUUACAGCCCUCCAUUUUUGACAUUAUCUGAUACAUGCCAGUUUGCUAAAGUGAUGUAUGAUGUAAUGUACUCCUAACUUCCUGUUUUAGAGGACAGAUUAUAUGUCAACAUUUGUUGCAGCACUGAAACUGAGCACAGGGACUCAUUUUCAUUUUCUUUUUGCAGAAAUGCUCAUCAUCAGUGCAUUAAACUGUUUUCAUGAUUUCAAGUAAUUGAGAUUAUUUACUGUUUUGUUACAAUGUGAAGUCAUAACUGCUCUCAUAAUACCAUGCUGCAAAAUGUCAUUUGUGUUUCAGAGGCCUUGUACGUGCUCUUAUUUUGCCCUGACUGCUCACAAGCAGCAACAGACUGUUAAAUUCUUUAUGUAAUUUAGAUUGACUUAGAACAAGCAAAUUGUGACCGUAGUACAUAUUUAAGACGAUGUAGACAUACAUGAUUACAUAAUUGUUAGAUGUCUUGUGACCUGUGUGCUUUUUAUCUCAUUGGUGUGUUUUUUUCUUCUAUUUCUUUUCUGCCUUUCUUGAGCGAGAAGUCCAAAUGGGUUUUUAAAUGGAGACCACACAGGUAAUAGAAGGAUGCAAACAUAUGUUCCUGUGGCAUUGUAACGCGUUUCAUACAUUUUUCGAUGCAUGUAUACUGUUAUUAUUCGUUGACACAUUUUGUAUUAAGCUUAACUGCUCCAAAAAGAAGGUAACGUGUUAUUUUCUGUCUCCUUGAUUACCACAAGAGGUAAUCAUGAGUCACUUAAGAAGUCUCUGUCUCUAUUUGACCUCAAUACAGGAUUGAAAAACAAUGUAAGCCCCGAUCAGACUGCAUUUUGCAUCCAUGUGUAGGUUAAUAUGAUGUUCCAGUGAUGAUGAUAAAAUGCUGACGGGAAAAGAACACUGUUGUUACUACUUGUUUUGAACAUUAAUUUUGACAAAGCCACUUUUAUAAAUAUCUCUCCUUAAUAAUGCAUUUCAAUCAUCUAAAUAAAUGAAACGAGGCGCUUAUUGUGAGUGAAAAAUACUUAAAUUUUGGAUAUCGUACAGUAGUUACGAGGUCUCGUAGUUUCCACGAACGCACCACUGACAUCACUUCCUGUUUUACUCAGUGACCGGUUUGAUUGGUCACACCUGUGUACGUAAUCGAAUGUUUGUUUUUUUCUUCUUCUAGCAGGUAUGUCACAAAGAAAUCUUUUUGAGGGAGAGGGGGUUAUUAUUACAGCGUUUUGACAAGUAAAAAUGUCUUAUUUUUAAUUCCACCGCUUGUAUUUGGUGCAUUAUCACCACUGCACCAGCAGCGAUAUAAGUAUCAACUUCCUGUGACAAAUAUUAAGAAAGUUAUGACUCUUUAAAACCGGUGAAAAUGCAUGACUCUAUCGUCAACGUCGUAAUGCAAAGUCAAUAAGAGGGUUGAGUUUUUCGGUGUGACCUUUUGUUUGUUGAAUCCGAGUUUCAACAUCAUGUUUCAGUUGGUGUCAAUGGAAAGCUUGCUAAACACAGAAACAGACAACAUACUGUAUAAUAAAAACAUGGAAAAGUA